AUGACCGAUUUUGACACUAAAAAGGAUCAGUGGGAGUACAGGGGCAGACUUUCGCAACAGGAGACCCAGUUGAUCCAGGAGAACAUAGAGACAUCACGAGGUCAGUAUGAGGCUGAGACAAGGCGAGGACCCUGGAACAACUCAUACUGGGUUCUCCAAGAGAAUUUGUAUGGGUACACAGCGUACUGGGAAGAUUAUGUCAACAACAAGUUGCAGGCAGAGCAACAGGAAACGCAACGGAGGCAAGAAGAGGAGAUGUACAGACAAGCACGCCUGGACAGCCGGAUAUCAGACGCUUUGGAGACACCGAUCUACGCCCCUGGCCAACUAACACAGCUAGAAGCAUCACGGGUGGACUUGCCAGAGGAUUCAGAAGAUGACUUCCCAAUGGAGGAGGCAUCUGCAGCACGGCUCCUCAUCGAGUUCUUCUGGUAA
Molecule: messenger RNA, 435 nt
Organism: Diaporthe citri
Lineage: Eukaryota; Fungi; Ascomycota; Sordariomycetes; Diaporthales; Diaporthaceae
Exons: 2
Coding region: 1-435 (144 amino acids)
Source: RefSeq, a predicted model, not a curated record